Cololabis saira (Pacific saury) is the source of this 1975-nucleotide messenger RNA. It is a transcript of the gene vdac3, whose product is annotated as voltage-dependent anion channel 3. Lineage: Eukaryota; Metazoa; Chordata; Actinopteri; Beloniformes; Belonidae. Gene Ontology annotation, cellular component: mitochondrial outer membrane. The record is from RefSeq and is a predicted model, not a curated record. The coding region runs from base 141 to 1085 and encodes 314 amino acids. The transcript is spliced from 10 exons. Gene Ontology annotation, molecular function: voltage-gated monoatomic anion channel activity. Gene Ontology annotation, biological process: monoatomic anion transmembrane transport.
UCUGCUGGAGGCCUGACUGCGCAUGCGCAGUCUGCGGUCUGAGUGCGCUUUCUCCUUCACAGUAGUAGCCCAGCUGCACGGACGUCGCUGCAGAACUCCUGACACUCUUCUAUUAAAGUAAAGAGAAAGUGGGGAUUGUGAUGGAGCACAACAAGAUAGUAGCAAGCAAGCAGGCAGACAACAAAGAUGCCUGUGUGUCAUGUCAGCACCAUGCACCCAAAGGACAUGGUAAGAUGGCUGUCCCUCCUACAUACUCAGACUUGGGAAAGUCUGCCAAAGACAUCCUCAACAAGGGCUAUGGCUAUGGAAUCCUGAAGCUGGAUGUGAAGACCAAGUCUCAGAGUGGUGUUGAGUUUGCCACCUCUGGCUCCAACAACACGGACUCAGGGAAGUCUGGAGGUCACCUGGAGACCAAGUACAAAGUGAGCGAUCUGGGUCUCAGCUUCAACCAAAAAUGGAACACGGACAACACCCUCACCACAGAAAUCACCAUCGAAGACCAGCUGGCUAAAGGCUUGAAGCUUGGUCUGGACACAUCGUUUGUGCCCAACACUGGUAAGAAGAGCGCCAAACUGAAGACGGGCUACAAGCGGGAGUUCAUAAACGUGGGCUGUGACCUGGACUUCGACAUGGCCGGUCCCACCGUUCACGCAGCUGCCGUGCUGGGCUACGAGGGCUGGGUGGCGGGCUACCAGCUGGCCUUCGACAGCGCCAAGUCUAAAGUGACUAAAAACAACUUCUCCCUUGGAUACCAGGCUGGAGACUUCCAGCUUCACACCAGCGUGAAUGAUCGCACCGAGUUUGGUGGCUCCAUUUACCAAAAAGUGAACAAGAACCUGGAGACGGCCGUGGACCUGGCCUGGACCGCCGGCAGCAACAACACGCACUUUGGCCUCGGAGCCAAAUACCAGCUGGAUAAAGAUGCCACCUUGUCUACAAAGGUCAACAAUGCCUGCCUUGUUGGAGUCGGAUACACGCAGACCCUGCGGCCAGGUGUGAAGCUCACGCUCUCAGCCCUGAUUGAUGGGAAGAACGUGAACGGCGGCGGACACAAAGUCGGAAUGGGUUUCGAGCUGCAGGCAUAAAGAUACGGCAACAAAGAUGACCGAAGAGGACGGACGGCAAUACAGGAGGAGAGGAAGGAGAAGGAACCCUGACACGGCAAAGGUCCACCCAACAACAUGCAAAGAUAUCAUCCCUCUGAGUCCUACACACAUAUGCACGGAUCUCACACACACUCUUUGGCCUUAACCCGGAAAGUCCAAGUAGCCUCCAAGACCUACAGUACUGUAACAUUCAAUCAUUAUAUUUGAAUUCUCCUACAACCAAAGUUUGUGCAUAUAAUACUAGAACACCACAAAAGAAAAUAAAUCUCUACUGAUGUCAUCCCUGGAAAGAGUGCAUAUUUUAAGUAUUUGUAUCUUAAGAAAUGUACACGUUUCCAGCACCUCUUCAUUUUGACUGUGUGGUCAGUGGAGCUCUGUUCAGUUAAAGUCUGGGUUUCUGAUUCAGUUGAUGAUCAGAGGACGCUUGUUUUUAACCUUCGGUUUGUUGCAUGCUUUCAAAGCGUGAGGGAAGUUUCUCUUCUUUUGUUUUAUUUUGUCAUAUUGAUGACUGUGGCGGUAAAUGGAUGCAGCAGAGGCUGGCGAGCGUUAAGCAGAUCAGUGGGAUCCCGUUCCUCGGUCCCAGUUGACCCACGUCGAUCCCACCACUUGACCUCAGCAACGCAGUCGUGAACUGUGAAUCCUCGGUUGCCUAAUAUCUCUUUUUCAGGUCCCGUUUAUUUCCUAAAAGGGACGGAUUUGGAUGCAAUUUGGAUCUCUGUGCCACCUCUUUGUCUCGUGUCCUUUUACCUGUUCAGCCUUUUAUCACUACAUUUCACAUCUUUGCUGUGUUUUGUAUAGAAACUUCCGCCAUGAGAUAGGACCUCAGAAUUAUUUUAUUCAAUAAAACAAAUAAAGAAUCUCAAAUACAA